UGUAAAACUUCUGGCAAAUUUUUAAACAUUUACAUUUUAUUAAUGCUAUCGAAAGAAAAACCCAAAGUAUUUGGAAGUGAAAUUGGGCAAGAAAAUUCACGCCACACCCUACCUAAUUAAUGAAAGUAAAGGAGAAAAAAUUAAUGUGCUCUGAGUGUAUUUUCGUAUUUAUCUCACAAAACACCCAAAUUAGUGAAAAACUACUGUAUAUUUUGUGAAAAAUUAAAAAAAAAAUAGUAUUUAAAAAUUUUCUGUAUUGAUUAAAUCCAGAAGAAAGUUUUUUCUUCACAUUUUGCAUUUGUGUGAGUGAGCAAGACGACGUCAUCGGUAGUUGGUUCGUAUGAUUGGAUACCAUAUUUCGAACGGUAGUUGAAAAAGGAGUAAUGUUUUGUUGGUGGAUGCAUGCAUGAGAGAAGAAGAAAUCGGGUCAUAAAUGCAAAUUUGAAAAUGACCUAAAAUUAUGAACACACUGUAAGGCCACAUCCAAGCGAAAAGCAGUAACAACAAUGGCCCUUAAAGCUGAAGAAAAACUAAAGGUCAUACUAGAGUAUGACAAAGACCAUAAGGAGAGGCCGAAAUUUCGUGCUUGGUUUCUAAAGCAAUUUGAAAAGGUCAAAGCCAAUGAUGGCUAUGACAGCCUGGAAGAGUUUGCAUUAUAUUUUCUUAAUGCACUAAGGCAACACACGGAAAGUCAUUUGAAGGUUAGCAGUGGCAAUGAUACACCCAAAUGUCAAACUCCAGUAAAAACUCAAAGGUCAAAUGUGAAUGACGAGGAUGCCGGUGCCACGAAACAUGUGGUACCGCAACACCUACAGAUAUUGUCCACUCCAAAUCAAAGCCUAAGAAAUGAUGUUUCGCAGGCUUCAAUGGGAGAUUGGACAUCUAAUUCGCAGGCUCGAUUAAGCACUUCUGUUGAUCGUUCGGGAACAUCGCAAAGGAAUCUAACAUCAACCCCCGUGAGACGUAAUGUAUCGGGGAACUCGAAACGUUUGUCUACCACACCAGGAUCUGCCAAUAAAAGUGGAACUAGUCUGUGCUUGGGUGACUUUUUGGUAAUGAAUACCACCUCUGGCUCCCACAAUCGUUCACACAACAAGAAGAAAAAUACCUCAGGCACUACGGCGACCACUCCCCAAACGACCAAUGAAAAGCCCAAGAAACGUGUUCAACCCAUAAGCAUAAGCAAAAAGGUUGAGAAGGCAGUUGGUCAGAAUUCCGUCUUUGCGGGUGAAUCUUCUUUUAGCCACGAGAAUAAUAUACUGAAAAUCUCCCACACCGAAAUUGAAGAUGAGGAACAAUGUUCCAUAUGGGCUGCCCGAAAAAUACUCAAAUCAAAGGCUAGUGAGAUAGCAAGAGAGCUGGUGGUAUCACCCUCGCUAGCAUCUGUGCCCGCUGCUGUGGUGGCUACGAGCACCCCUUCCAAGCGAAGGGAAUCACUUACCAUGGACGAAGUGGUCCUGGAUUUUGAACAUUUGGCUGGAAAGAACAUAAUCCAAAGAUUGGCGGACAUUUAUGUGGUCCUUAUCGAUACCCACUUAACAACGAAUUUUUUAAAUGAGCUAUCAUUCCUACUGAAUCUCUUAAAUGCUAGUCCUACCUCUGCCCAGACUUCCUUAGCAGAGGCUUUUAAAACACUAGAACUACAUGAAACAGAAAACGCGUCCCUGAAAUAUUUGGAGGAUGCAAGGCAUGCCGUCUACUUUGCCCUGCAGUGCCUCAAUGAACAGAAACUUCGUUUAGGUUCUUUGGAUGCCAAAACAUUGAAAGUGAUAUUUAGUAAUGAGAAUUUCGCCUAUUUGGAAGAGGGGGUGCGUUGCUACCUCCUGGAAACCUAUCAGAAGAAACAACAAAUGUUAUCGGAAAAUCCCAUGCAUGAAACGUCCAUUUGUUUUGAGUCCAAACCCUGCAACAAUGUGUACUUCCAACAGGAUCAGGAUUCAAGACAAAAUUUCACUUCCCAUCAGGAGUUUGCCAAAUUUAGAGCUCAGAGGGAUUUAUUCUGCAAAUGCCUGCAAAUGUGGGAAACAAACCAUUUGAAUCCCAACUGGAAGUUCAGUGUGGAAGUAACCCCUAAAAUUCGUGAGAUCUUCCAUCAAUCGGAGCACUGUGUAAACAUGGCCCAUUUUGCCAAAUUGUUUGUCUCCCAACUGCUGCUGUCCGCUUCUAGUGCCACAUCGCCCGAAGAAAUUGGCCUUGAUAUGGAUAUGCAAAAAUUGUCCAAACUCACACAGCGUUUGAUAGCGCCCAGCCAAUUUAGUGUGGACUAUCAGUUUCCAAGGGCGCAGGCAUUCUUCCGCGAUUUCAUUUUGAAGGCCCGCUCUCUGGCAUUUGCUGAACAAUUGAAAAUGGAGCUGUACAGCCAACUAAUCUUGUUGAAUAAUUCCUCAUUCGACCACAUAAAUAUCACUAUGGCUGAGACUGAAGCAGACAACCAUGACGAUUCUCUGCUAGCAGAGAUGGGUAAUGAGCAGGUAGCUGUCAGACCGGAGAUUUUGAAUUCCAUGCUAAUAUUGGCAAAGUUUUUGGGCUUUACCAUUAGUCUACCUUUCGUUUGCAAUGCGGGCCCGGGCCAUGUUAUGCCCUCCGGAGUGGAAAAGAAACAAUUGCGCCUCAGAGCACUCACCCAGCCCAAUUUUGAUUUGCACCUUGUGCUCCAAGAAGGCAUUGAGCAGGGAAAACUGCUGAUCACCAUACCAUGGAUGGCGCAGUAUAUCUGCAUGCUGGACAGCAUAAGUUUGCAGCUGGAGAUAUAUACAAAGGUGUUGGAUUUACUGUUUGCCUUGUAUUGGUUUCUGGGCAGUGACGGGGGUGCAAGCAAUACAAUUUUGCCUUCUACCUCGAAGUUCAUAAUCACCUCCUGCCUGGGUUGGUUAUUUGAUUCGCAACAGUUUUUGAUAGAACAAUAUUAUCAAUAUCGCUCCGUGGCCUCGCUGGAGGGCCAUGGCAAUGAACUGGACUAUGUGAAAAGUAAGCUGACCAAAGCCCAAGACAAUAAUGAUGAUGAUGGAAGAGGAGAGAAAAAUUCAUCUAAGGAAUUUAUGCUUAAUCCCCUUUUAGAAUCGUUGCUGCCAGUCGCCUGUCCUUUCUUGGCUGAGUUUCGUGUCUCAAUUAUGCCUGCAAAAUAUGCCCAAACCAAAUAUGCCUCCAGAUCAGGACGCUAUCGCCAUAUUACUACCCGCGUUGCCGAAUUAUCUCCCACCACACCAACGCCGACACCCAGAGAGGGGGAGCUGUCGGUUGAUUCGCCUGCUGCCAACUCAAAAGCCAUACAAAAUAACCUCAUACAAGCAUUUAGGAAGUCACAAAACUCCUCCACCAGACAAAUAAUAAUUUUUUGCUCCGAAAGGGUCUACAAAUGUGUAGUGAAAGAUGGGCAGCUCAAAAUUCUGCUGCCCGCCAAGAGCCAUGCCGACAGCCAAGUCAAUAAAAUCACCUCCAGUUGUUACCAUACUGUCUAUAGGGAAAUCGAAGCUAUCUACGGUUCAGCGCGACAAACGGCCAUAAGCCAAUGGAAUGAGGAGAUACCAAAAAUGUUGGAAAAACGCAUAAGCAAUUGCCUGGACAGCCUUUUGCCCGAAGAGACACCGGACAUACUAAAGAGAACCUAUCUGAUGAUGAUCAAAAAGGAUGCCCAGCAUAAGGUCUCCCAAUGGUUUUAUGCCAAUUUGAUAAAGGACAAUUAUUUCUGCGUCGAUCUCGACAAUGUCGCCAACAAAUUGUGUUCGGCCGAUAAAACCAAACAGCCCUCCGAGCUGCGCAUACUUAAGGAGACACCCAGUGUGUCGGAGUUAAUAGACACCCUGCAAUAUUGGCUACACUGUACCUCUGUGAGGACGGAACUAUUCAAAGAUUCCAAGCCCCUUGUGGAUCUGAUGCAGACAAUGAUCGAUUCAUUUGACAAUGAUUUUCCCACAAUCUUGUAUCGCCUGAUGGCUUCGAAUAUCAUUCAGCUAUUGCAACACAUAGUCACAGCAAAUAGUGAUCACCUCACCACGGAGCUAAUGGAGGCCGCUUGUCAAGUGCUCAUGCACAACAAUGUGAGGCGGGCUUUGGAUGUUUCCCAUAACACGGCAGAGGAAAACAAUUCCCCAACUCAUAGCAUUUACGACAGUCUGAUUACCAUACCAUUUCUACUAUCAUUGGCCUGCCGCACAGAGUGUUAUGCGAAAUUUGGUCUGCUCCUAAGUACCAUGAUUGAGAAGCAAAUCAUUUCUCUGAAUUACACCAAUAAUUUGUUUAUUGGCAUUUUCAAACAUGAUUGGCAUCCGGCACAAUUGAAUGAAAUUUCGAAUAUGCUGAAAAAUGUAGCCCAACGCACUUUGAGCCUCACCAAAACUCGAAGUGCCUAUGCUGGCGUAGGGGAUGCUGCAGAGAAAGAGAAUGAAGGCGAAGACGACGAUGAUGAUGAAAAAUCAAAUUUGUUCAUGGACAUGCUGGCUGAUUUAUCAAGAGAUGUUGAUUUUUACUAAAGAAUCUGUGGCGAGCGGAAGGCACCACCCUCCUUUAGUUUGGCCCUUGCUUUUUAUUCAUAGCUCUCAUAGCUCCAUAGUCUAUAGGUAAAUUAGGUAUUUUGUUUGCAAGAAGUAAAAAACAAAAACUGUUUAAACAAUUCAAUUAUGAAAUAAACAUUUUAUUUGUUAAGAAAAAA
This is a messenger RNA of Stomoxys calcitrans (stable fly), 4648 nucleotides long. RefSeq names its product protein disks lost (gene dlt). The coding region runs from base 507 to 4469 and encodes 1320 amino acids. The record is from RefSeq and is a predicted model, not a curated record. Gene Ontology annotation, cellular component: nucleus. Lineage: Eukaryota; Metazoa; Arthropoda; Insecta; Diptera; Muscidae. Gene Ontology annotation, biological process: chromatin organization. The transcript has 2 exons.